AUGCAAGUGCCGGUUCUCGGCUGCACUUUCCUCAUGCUGUCAGAUCGUGAGGAAAGUACUGCCAAGAACCGACAGUUGUCAGAGCGAGGAUCGGCACCGAUCAUCAGGGCACUGAUGAUCAGUGCCCUGAUGAUCGGUGCCCAGCAGUGCCACCCUCAAGUUCCGCCCACCUGUGCCCAGCAAUCACCCGCCUGUGCCCAGCAGUGCACCCACCUGUGCCCAGCAGUGCACCCUUUUGUGCCACUCUGCAGUGUCACACACCUCUGCCCAGCAGUGCCACCUACCUGUGCCCAGCAGUGCCACCCCUGUGCCCACCAGUGCCACCCACCUGUGCCC
Molecule: messenger RNA, 336 nt
Organism: Staurois parvus
Lineage: Eukaryota; Metazoa; Chordata; Amphibia; Anura; Ranidae
Source: the annotation of a GenBank genome assembly